This is a messenger RNA of Neogale vison (American mink), 1075 nucleotides long. RefSeq names its product retinal pigment epithelium-derived rhodopsin homolog (gene RRH). The record is from RefSeq and is a predicted model, not a curated record. Gene Ontology annotation, cellular component: photoreceptor outer segment; membrane. The transcript has 8 exons. The coding region runs from base 1 to 1014 and encodes 337 amino acids. Gene Ontology annotation, molecular function: G protein-coupled receptor activity. Gene Ontology annotation, biological process: G protein-coupled receptor signaling pathway; visual perception. Lineage: Eukaryota; Metazoa; Chordata; Mammalia; Carnivora; Mustelidae.
AUGCUAAGGAAUAAUUUAGACAAUAGUACAGACUCUAAACAAGAAGAUGGCUCGGUCUUUUCACAGACUGAACACAAUAUUGUUGCAGCUUACUUGAUCACAGCAGGUAUAAUAAGUAUUUUCAGCAACCUCAUAGUUCUGGGCAUCUUCAUUAAGUACAAGGAACUUCGGACACCCACAAAUGCAAUUAUCAUUAACCUGGCUGUUACUGAUAUAGGGGUCAGUAGCAUUGGAUAUCCCAUGUCAGCAGCUUCAGAUCUGUAUGGAAGUUGGAAAUUUGGAUAUGCAGGAUGCCAGAUUUAUGCCGGGCUGAAUAUCUUUUUCGGAAUGGCAAGUAUUGGAUUACUCACUGUUGUGGCCAUAGAUCGAUACCUGACCAUCUGUAGUCCGGACACAGGAAGAAGAAUGACCACCAACACUUAUAUCGGCAUGAUUCUAGGGGCCUGGCUCAAUGGUCUCUUUUGGGCUUUGAUGCCUAUCAUAGGGUGGGCUAGCUAUGCCCCAGAUCCUACUGGGGCUACUUGUACCAUAAACUGGCGGAAGAAUGAUGCAUCUUUUGUUUCUUUCACGAUGACAGUUAUUGCAGUAAAUUUUAUUGUGCCCUUGAUGGUGAUGUUUUACUGCUAUUACCAUGUCACUCGAUCCAUUAAAUGUCGUACGACUAGUAACUGCACUGAGUACCUCAACAGAGAUUGGUCAGAUCAGGUAGAUGUAACAAAGAUGUCUGUGAUAAUGAUACUCAUGUUUCUGGUGGCAUGGUCCCCUUAUUCCAUCGUGUGCUUAUGGGCUUCUUUUGGUGACCCAAAGAAGAUUCCUCCCUCAAUGGCCAUCAUAGCUCCACUGUUUGCAAAAUCUUCUACAUUCUACAAUCCCUGUAUUUACGUGGUUGCUAACAAAAAAUUUCGGAAGGCAAUGUUCGCCAUGUUCAAAUGUCAGACUCACCAAGCAACGCCCAUGAUGAGUAUUUUACCAAUGGAUGUAUCUCAAAAUCCACUGGCUUCUGGAAGAAACUGAGAGAACGGUGAAGAAGUCAUACUCGGAGGAGGUAACCCGGAGGACUUGAGGCCGGAUGACC